AUGAGAGGGACAACGGAAGUGGCCUUUGCCGUGACAGAUCUUAGUGUAUUGAGCACCAAACUAGGCCGCACACACAUCCUGCUGCACCACUGCCCCCCUUUUGGACUGAUAGCCUCCCGCAAGGACCUCUUCCUGGUGCCCACUAUCACCACCUGGCCUGGCGUGGCCCAUGUCCUGCUCAUCUGGAACCCAAGCAAGAGCAAGGUGAUAGUUGUCGCCCCAUCUCCUGGCCUUUCUCACAAUAAAAGCCUGAAUCCCAGACAAGGAGACACCUGGGACUUUCAGAUCCUGCUGCAAGGCCUUCUUGGGUUCCUGUCCCCCAGGGAGCCAUUGGCUGUCCACACCUGGGCCCCAUCUUCCCAUGGCUUGUUGUUGCUGGACUUGAAAGGCAAGGUGAGCCUAGUGCAAUGCCAUGGUGGUACUCGGACUGUGGGAACCCUGCAGGAGGCGCCUGUCGGCCUAAAGGGUUCUGCAGCUCUGGGAACAUUUCAUGGCACCUUAGCCUGUGUCCUGGGCUCCACGUUGGAACUACUAGACAUGAGCAGUGGGCAGCUGUUGGAAAGGAAGGUCCUAAGUACAGAUAAAGUACAUCUGCUGGAGCCGUCAGCCCCUGGCAUGAAGAAUGAGGAAGACAUGGAGAUGCAAGGAGCUCUCUACUUGCUUUCAGCCCUGGGUCUCUUUUGUGUGGGUUGGGAAGCUCCCCAAGGCCUUGAGCUACCCUCAGACAAGGAUAUGGUGUUUGAGGAGGCCUGUGGGUACUACCAGCGACGGAGCCUGCACGGUACCCAGCUUACCCCAGAAGAGCUGAGACACAACAGCAUGUUUCGGGCACCUCAGGCCUUGGCCUCCAUCCUCCAGGGCCACCUGCCCCCAUCCGCACUGUUGACCACGCUGAGGGCUGAGCUUCGGGACUACCGGAGUUUGGAGCAGCUCAAGGCCCAGCUGGUGGCCGGGGAUGAGGAGGAGGCUGGCUGGACCGAGCUGGCAGAGCAUGAGGUGGCAGGGCUGCUGAGAACGCAGUUGACCGGCGACCACCUGGUCCAAUUCAACACCAUUUUCCAAGCCCUUCCUACAGCAGCUUGGAGUGCCACCCUCCAGGCCUUGCAGCUCCAGCCAGAUAGGACGGGCAGGCUGAGGUCCCAGGCACCCCCUGAUGUAUGGAAGAAGAUACUGAGGGGUCCAACAGCUGGAAAGGAGCCCCCCAAUGGAAUCUUGCCCCCCUUUGAACUCCUGUGUCAGUGCCUAUGCCAGUUAGAGCCUCAGUGACUCCCCCCAUUUGUGGAACUGGCUCAGCAGCGAGGUGGGCCAGGCUGGGCAGCGGAAGGCCCUAGUCUGCCCCUUUAUCGGCGAGCCCUAGCUGUGCUGGGUGAGGAAGGGAAGAGACCCGAGGCCCUGGAACUAGAGCUGCUUCUGGGCAGUGGGCGGCCCAAGGCUGUGCUGCAAGCCGUGAGGCAGCUAAUAGAGAAGGAGCAGUGGGAAAAGGCUUUGCAGGCCGGCCUGGCCCUGGACUCCUCCAGCCCCCUGCUUCGGAGCGAGAUCUUUAAGCUCCUGCUGGCAGAAUUUGCCCGGCACCGCAGCCUUGAUGCUCACCUCCCCCUCCUUUGCUGCCUGUGCCCACCAGAAGUGGCUCCAGAUGAGCUGCUGCUUUUACUGAGGACGCAUCUCCCAGAUGAUGUGGGAACCGCCAACCCUUUCCCUGAGCCUGGGGCAGAGUCCCCUCUCACAGUGGGUUUGGUCAGAGCCCUCCUAGAACAAACUGGGGCUCAAGGGCGACCCUCUGGCCUGGCUCAAAGCAAAUAUGAGGACAUCCUGUGGGAUCCAGACACCCCACCCCGCGGACCUAUUGCUACGCUCCAGGCAUCCGACCACCCAGGACCAGAAACAUGGGUAACAUCUGGACAGGGGCUCUGUGCAACUGACAUGGGAGGUCACUUGUAGAACACAGAGAGGGGGAAGGUUACCUAGGGUUGGAGAGGACAAAAGCGGGAUUUGGAUGUGCAAUGCUGUCUGUCGUGGAACGAUUUCUAAAAUACAUGCAAAUACCAAAUAUA
Messenger RNA from Alexandromys fortis (reed vole), 2051 nucleotides. RefSeq names its product Bprotein-2 complex member HPS6-like. Gene Ontology annotation, biological process: lysosome localization; protein localization to membrane; organelle organization. The record is from RefSeq and is a predicted model, not a curated record. Gene Ontology annotation, cellular component: lysosomal membrane; BLOC-2 complex. NCBI's taxonomy places the organism in Eukaryota, Metazoa, Chordata, Mammalia, Rodentia, Cricetidae.